Molecule: messenger RNA, 1307 nt
Organism: Trichoderma atroviride IMI 206040
Lineage: Eukaryota; Fungi; Ascomycota; Sordariomycetes; Hypocreales; Hypocreaceae
Source: RefSeq, a predicted model, not a curated record
AUGUCUGACACUCCACCCGGACUGUAUCGGGAGCGAGUAGACUCGCCUCCCAGAGAUGUGGAAACAGUCUCCUUCUGGCUCGGCACGCGUUCGAUCACAGGCACUGGAGAAGUCUACAACUCUAGGCAUCGCAACGUUCGCCGGCUGACGAUUCAGCCUAAAUGGUUCGACAAAGUUGCCACUACAGCCUUGGCCAUCUUUCCCAAGUUCGCACAGCCUCGUCUGCAGAAGUGGUUCCCGGAGUGGUACCUCCCUCGCAAUAUCGUGCUGAAGACGCAAAAGAAGAACUGGGAAAAUGAAUUCUACGCUGAGAUCAAGUACUACAAGGCCCUGGAAUCCCUACAAGGCAUCUACAUCCCAAAGUACCUUGGAGCCACCGAGUUAAACGGCGUCAAGAGCCACGUCUUGUCCGAUGUUGGCGGCAUCUGCGUGGCCGACAUUGAUGAGGGCAGCGAAGAUCUUGCUCCUGCUAUCGAGAAGUUGUUCCGCCACACAAUCUCUGCUGUGGCCGCCAUGGGCCACUACCAGAACGACAUGAGGCUUGACAAUUUCCAUCUCGUGGGCGAUAAAAUAGUCAUUGUGGACUUGGAGCAAAUGGGCAUAUUUUCGCCCCGGUACAACUUGGAAGCAAUCAUUGGCUUUCUUGUGCAGAAGAUGACGGCCAUCUUCUCCACGUACCAACAUGAACUGCGGGAUGGAUGGCAUGGUGAUAUUAUUUGAAGACUAAGACCUAUACUUCUGACACAUUCAAUUUGCGUCGCCGUUUUUGAUUCAUUCUUUCAUUCUUUCACUCAUUCACCCUUUUUUACUUGCUUUCAUUCAUUCUUUUAUUCAUUCUUUUAUUCAUUCUUUCCUUUAUUCUUUCCUUCAUUCUUUCCUUCACUUUCCUUCACUUUCCUUCACUUUCCUUCAAUUUCCUUCAUUCUUUAUUUGUCUUUCUUGAUUUGUCUUUCAUUUCUUUAUUAUCUUUUCCCCUAUUUUGGCUUGGUGUUAAGGUUGGACUAUGGGAUUCAUCUUGACAAUUGGUUACGAGAAAUUGAGCAUCAGAAAGCUAUUCUUCUUACCUUCCACUGGCUACACUGAUUGGCAAUCAACAGGGACAAAAAAAGGGGUUCUUUUUUUUUGAGCUUUAGAAAGUUUUUAAACGGCGCUAUCUGUUGUUGGGAAAUUGGCACUCGGAAGCGUUACCACUGGCGCCCGCAUUGGCGGGGGAGUCGCGAUUCUUCUUAUAGACUUUACUGCCAUUCUCAGGGAUAGACGAGAAAGGCCAUGUAUUUACUUUGAUAUAAUCAAUUUUUUUGGCCACG